CGUGUAGUAUUACUCAUCUUCGAGAAAGUAGAGAGAGAAACAAAGCAAAGAAAAAAAAUUAAAAUAAAAAACAAAAAAAGAAAAGAAAAAAAAAAGACACUGUUUGUGACUUUGUGUGUGAGUAUUGUUUUUCUUCUCCUCUCAAUCUUCGUUGUCGAUAGAGUGAAUCUUGUAGCGAGAUAAGCGCCUGCAUCUUCGGCAUUUCCGUCAAACAACAAAGUGUACUCUCUAUUAAUCAUUUCACUCUUUUAGUUUUUCACCAUUUUUCUUCAAUCACAUUCGCAUGGAACAGUUAAGUAUACCUCAGUUUAAUCAAUCACAAAUGAGAAAUCAGAAUCAUAAUCAGCAGGUUCAACAGCAGGUUCAUCAACAGCAUCAUCAUUUUCAAGAUGGAAGUAACAAGAGAGUGGGUAUACCACCGUCUCACCCGCACCAGAUCCCGCCUAUUUCGCCCUACUCUCAGAUCCCGGUUUCGCGGCCGAUAAUGCCUCCCCAUAACACUAGUCCUACACCUUCACACACUCGAUCACUCUCUCAGCCGUCGUUUUUCUCUCUCGAUUCUCUUCCGCCUCUUAGUCCUUGUCCGUUUCGGGAUUCUUCGUCCACGUCGCACUCGGAACAUGCUGACGUGUCUAUGGAAGAUCGUGACGUCAGCUUACCGCCGUUUGCUAGAAACCCUUCCUUGCCGCCGCGGAAAUCGCACCGGCGGUCUAAUAGUGAUAUUCCGUUUGGGUUUUCUACUGUUUUGCAGUCUUCGCCGCCGUUGAUUCCUCUCAGGGGAAGAGAAAUGGCGAAACCUAAUCAGUUAGCGGUGAAAAGAGAAACAGGUUGGGAGAGAAAUGUUGAUAGUAGUAAUAACAAUGUAGAGGAGAAGAAAUCGUUAUCUCCGGAAGGUGAAGUUGUGGAUGAUCUUUUCUCUGCUUAUAUGAAUUUGGAUAACAUCGAUGCAAUUAACUCGACCGGGAACGAUGACAAGAAUGCGAACGCGGCUGUUAAUGAUAAUCGUGAUGAUUUGGAUAGUAGAGCGAGUGGAACGAAGACGAAUGGCGGUGAUAGUAGUGAUAAUGAAGCUGAGAGUAGUGUGAAUGAGAGUGGGGAUAGUAUGCAGAGGAGGGAAGGGAUGAAGAGGAGUGCUGGAGGUGAUAUUGCACCUACUACACGACACUAUAGGAGCGUGUCGAUGGAUAGUUUCAUUGGGAAGUUGAAUUUCAAUGAUGAGUCUUCGAAGCUUCCGCCUUCACCGGGUGGAUUGGUGUCUCCGGGUAAUUCGGGGGAUGGGAAUGCGGCGGCUUUUAGCUUGGAGUUUGGGAAUGGGGAGUUCAGUGGGCCUGAGUUGAAGAAAAUUAUGGCGAAUGAAAAGCUUGCUGAGAUUGCGAUGGCUGAUCCGAAGCGUGCUAAGAGGAUUUUGGCUAAUAGGCAAUCGGCUGCGCGUUCGAAAGAACGCAAGAUGCGAUACAUUUCAGAGCUAGAACACAAGGUUCAGACUCUGCAGACUGAAGCCACCACACUCUCUGCACAACUUACUUUGUUGCAGAGAGAUUCUGUUGGACUUACUAACCAGAAUAGCGAGUUAAAGUUCCGUCUUCAAUCCAUGGAACAACAGGCAAAACUCCGAGAUGCUCUGAAUGAGGCCCUUACCGCCGAGGUUCAAAGACUGAAGAUUGCUACAGCUGAGUUGAAUGGGGAGACACAUCCUUCUAACUGCAUGAUCCCACAACAUUCUGUCAACCCUAUGAUGUUUCAACAACAGCAUCGGCCUCCUACAUCCCAACAAAACAUUCAUAUUCAACAGCAGCAACAACAUCAGCAGCAGAAUGGUAAUGCCAACUCAAAAAACGACUUAAAUCAAUAGGUUGGGUUUGAGGUCCUACAAAUCGUUCUAUAUAUAUCUGUUACCGUUUCAUUGCACUCGGUUUCAUGUAUUUACAGAAGUUUUCCUUAGUUGUUAUGGUCGUAAGUUCGAUUCGCAAUGCCUAUCUAGCCCGGUCACAAAGUCUAUAUACAAGUCCUAGUUCGUGUCUUAUAUUUAAAUUAUAGCUCAUAUUUAAUUUCAGUAUAUAUCUGAAACUGUAAGCAUUAUUUGGACAUGAUUUGUUUUAUGAUAAUAUUUAGAUGGAGUUUUACAAAAUUAUUUUUUGGUAAAUAA
This is a messenger RNA of Vicia villosa (hairy vetch), 2146 nucleotides long. RefSeq names its product bZIP transcription factor 29-like. NCBI's taxonomy places the organism in Eukaryota, Viridiplantae, Streptophyta, Magnoliopsida, Fabales, Fabaceae. The transcript is spliced from 4 exons. Gene Ontology annotation, molecular function: DNA-binding transcription factor activity. Gene Ontology annotation, cellular component: nucleus. Gene Ontology annotation, biological process: regulation of DNA-templated transcription. Bases 284 to 1852 code for a protein of 522 amino acids. The record is from RefSeq and is a predicted model, not a curated record.